UCACGUCUCCCCUCCUUUAGUUAUUCACCUCUCGGUCGGCACUCUUCACUACUCUUGCUCCUUUCGGACCGACUGCGGCAGCCAUGAUCCCAACCCUCCUCCUCCUCCUCUUCAUCGGCCUCCUCCCGCCGGCGGUCUCCGCCUCCGCCGGCGUCGCCGUAAGCACCUGCCGCUCCUUCUGUGGCAACAUCACGGUGGACUACCCCUUCGGCCUGCGCCCCGGGUGCGGCCACGCGGGCUUCCGCGACCUACUCUUCUGCAUUAACGGGGUGCUGAUGCUCCACCUUCCCUCCGGCUCCUACCGCGUGCUCGACGUCGACUACGCCUACCGGGGGCUCACCCUCCACGAUCCGGCCAUGUCCGACUGCUACGCCCUCGCCCGCUCCCCCGGUGGCCGCGGCAACGGCUUCGUCGUGGAGCCGUGGCGGGCCCCCUACCUCCAGCCCGACCCGGACAACGUCUUCCUCCUGCUGGGCUGCCGCGCCGAGUCGCCACUCUUCCAGGGAUUCCCCGGGAAGCACCUCCCCUGCCGCAACGUCUCCGGGAUGGGCUGCGAGGAGUACUACCGCUGCCCGGCCUGGGCGGAGUUCCCCGGCGGCGGAGGGGCGACCUCGAGGAGGGACUCUGCCGCGUACGGGGCGGCGAGCCCGCCGGAGUGCUGCGCGGUGGAGUUCGGGGCGAUCCGGGCGAUCAACCUGAGCCAUCUGGGGUGCGAGGGCUACAGCAGCGCCUACAGCCUGGCCCCGGUGCGGGCGCUGGGGCCCGGGGCAUGGGCCUACGGCAUCCGAGCCAUCUACUCGCUGCCCGCCGAGCACCAGGGCUUCUGUGGGGCCUGCCGGGCCACCGGCGGCGUGUGCGGCUACGACGAAACCACCAACGGCAACCUCUGCCUCUGCGGGGAUCGGAACUCCACUUCCAACUGCGACUCGGUGGGCUCGACGGGCGCAGGCGUUGAUGGCUCGUUGUCCCUGUCAAUUCUAGUCGGAGGAAUAUUGAUCGCCAUGAUGACUUGGAAUAUUCCUGCCUUCUAGAAUCCCACAAUCCCCUUGCUGAGCUUCCAACCAUGGCACGAUAUAUAGUACAGAUUCUAUCUUGUAGAUUUGAACUUUUUUUCUUUAUACAUAUUUCCAUUUUUUUGAUUGAUGAGAGUUCAUUUCAGACUAGAUCAAGUUCUGGUGGGAUUUCUAUGUCAACCUUAUUCGCCUCAUCUUCCAUGAGUGAUAUAGCAUGAACCAAAUAUAGUUUUCCAACUUUCUCUAAUUUUAUCAUCAAUCCAACAGCUUUUAAGAUUGAA
This is a messenger RNA of Phoenix dactylifera (date palm), 1294 nucleotides long. RefSeq lists its product as uncharacterized. Gene Ontology annotation, molecular function: polysaccharide binding. The record is from RefSeq and is a predicted model, not a curated record. NCBI's taxonomy places the organism in Eukaryota, Viridiplantae, Streptophyta, Magnoliopsida, Arecales, Arecaceae.